AUGGCUUCGUCUGACGAUGAGCAAUUGCAGAAAGCCAUUGCAUUAUCUCUAGAGAGCCAUUCCGAGGAUGUGGACGCUUCAUCUGAGGGCACAAGAUUGCCACAACCACUAGCUAAAGCGGCUCACGAGAAUGAUACAACCAAGGAAGGCAGACUGGUCUCGUCAGGCACAAUCCCUCAGCAGCCGUCUGAAGCCUCCGAAGCUGUUACAGAAAGUCAACCAUCUAUCAACAGAUUCGACAGGAAAGCAAUGGAAGAGGCGAGACUCGCGCGUGCUGCCGCUGCCCGCAUGAAGCGGAAAGGAUCCAUAUCACCACCACCUGUGCAACGUGAGCCGAAGCGGCAACACAUAGAGGUUAUUGAUCUUGACGCGGAAUCUCCGCCUAGUAUCCAGAAGACCGCCACGCGCAAUGGAGAUAGCAAGCCUAGCUCUCCCUUGCAGUAUCCGCACGGCGUAGUGAAGAAGACCUGGGCUUUUGGACACGAACGAAGCAACGACAUCAAGAUCGAAGAAGUGCUUCAGCGCGCAGAUCUGAAGCUGGCCGUGCUCAGCGCAUUUCAGUGGGAUAUCGACUGGCUCUUUAGGAAGAUCGACAUCAGGACGACCAACGUGAUUAUGGUCAUGCAAGCGAAAGAGAAGGCUGAUCAAGAUCGAUUUCGCAACGAUGCGGCGGGUACGCCGAACUUGCGCCUUUGCUUUCCGCCUAUGCCUGGCCAGGUGAACUGCAUGCAUAGCAAACUGAUGUUACUCUCCUAUCCACGGCAUCUUCGUGUGGUUGUUCCAAGCGCCAACCUAGUGAGUUACGACUGGGGCGAAUCCGGCAUUAUGGAAAAUUCUGUAUUCCUUAUUGAUCUGCCUCUUCUCGAAAAUGGCAAGCGCAACUCCGUCAACGAACUCACGGCUUUCGGGAAGGAACUCAUGUACUUUCUAAAGGCCAUGGGUCUCGAAGAAACUGUUUGCGACAGUGUUCUGAAAUUUGAUUUCUCGGCAACAGAUCAUCUAGCCUUCAUCCACACAGUUGGCGGCGCUCACUACGGCGAAGACCUGAAGCGCACUGGCUACCCAGGUCUCACUAGAGCGGUGCAGACACUCGGCCUGCAGUCUGGUACGCCUUUCAAGAUCGACUUCUGCGCUUCCUCUAUCGGUUCGCUUAGUAUGGAUUUCCUAGGGCUAAUAUACAAGGCCGCUCGCGGACUCAACGUAGACAAAAUCAACGACAGCGGCAAAUCUAAGCCUGCCAAGAAGAAGAAACCUGCCGUGCCGGCCGCUGACAAUUUGGAUAAUGUCAUUAUGGAGGAAGGACUGGAAGCUUUGCCUGAUGACUUUCGAAUAUACUUUCCCACGCAUGACACCGUUGCACGCAGCAAAGGAGGGACGCAGAUCCUCUACGCUCGCGGCCAGCGGAGCAAUGAAGAUGGCAAAGUCUCGAACAUCGCUUGGAUGUACACUGGUAGCGCGAACCUCUCGGAAAGUGCCUGGGGGAAGCUAGUAAUCGACAAGAGCAGAAAGGAAGCUAAGCUCAACUGCCGCAAUUGGGAGUGUGGUGUCCUGAUGGCAGUGCCGGCUUCCUCGUUGGGCGAAUCCGGUCAGGCGCAGGCCGGCGAACUUCCAGAUAUGGAGGGUUUCAGACCGGUAUACGACGCGCCUUUCGAAUAUCCUGGCGCCGAGUAUGGUGACAGGAAACCUUGGUUCGUCCAGGGUUGA
Molecule: messenger RNA, 1704 nt
Organism: Coniosporium apollinis CBS 100218
Lineage: Eukaryota; Fungi; Ascomycota; Dothideomycetes
Exons: 4
Coding region: 1-1704 (567 amino acids)
Biological process (GO): double-strand break repair; single strand break repair
Cellular component (GO): nucleus
Molecular function (GO): double-stranded DNA binding; 3'-tyrosyl-DNA phosphodiesterase activity; single-stranded DNA binding
Source: RefSeq, a predicted model, not a curated record